Molecule: messenger RNA, 2524 nt
Organism: Gamsiella multidivaricata
Lineage: Eukaryota; Fungi; Mortierellomycota; Mortierellomycetes; Mortierellales; Mortierellaceae
Exons: 3
Coding region: 124-2376 (750 amino acids)
Molecular function (GO): oxidoreductase activity
Source: RefSeq, a predicted model, not a curated record
CUCCCUUCUUCAGACUCCCACUCCCAUCUCUCCUCAUCUCACGGCACCAUCCUCAUCUCCUCGCCCGCCUCUUCCUCCUUUCUUUCCUUCCCGUCUUUCCUUUGACCCUUUACAUAUACAAUAAUGGCUGACAACCUUCGCUUCGAUGGACGUGUCGUUAUCGUGACCGGUGCCGGUGGUGGACUCGGUCGCUCCCACGCUCUCGCCUUCGGUGCCCGCGGUGCCUCCGUCGUCGUCAACGAUCUCGGUGCCUCCCACACCGGCGAGGGCGCCUCAAGCCGUGCCGCUGAUGUCGUCGUGGAGGAAAUUCGCGCUGCUGGAGGCAAGGCAGUCGCCAACUACGACUCUGUUCUCGACGGCGACAAGAUUGUCGAGACCGCCAUGAAGGCCUUCGGCCGCAUCGACAUCGUCAUCAACAACGCCGGUAUUCUCAAGGAUGUCUCCUUUGCCCGUAUGACGGAUCAGCAGUGGGACUUGAUUUUCCAGGUCCACGUCGACGGUGCCUACAAGGUCCUCAAGGCUGCCUGGCCCAUCUUCCGCAAGCAAAAGUUCGGCCGCAUCAUCAACACCACCUCGGCUGCUGGUCUCUACGGAAACUUUGGUCAGGCCAACUACUCGGCUGCUAAGCUCGCCCUCGUCGGUUUGACCCAGACCUUGGCUCUUGAAGGAAAGAAGGACAACAUCACCUGCAACGUUAUCGCCCCCAUGGCUGCUUCGCGCAUGACCGAGACCGUCCUCCCCCCCGACAUGCUCGCCUCCUUGAAGCCCGAGAUGGUCACUCCUUUGGUCGAGUACCUCUGCCACGAGGACACCACCGAGAGCGGCUCCAUCUUCGAGGUCGGUGCCGGCUUCGUCGGCAAGCUCCGCUGGGAGCGUACCGGUGGCCACGGCUUCCCCAUCAACAAGGAUCUCUUGCCUGAGCACGUCAAGGAGAUGUGGUCCAAGAUCACCGACUUUGAGGAUGGUCGCGCCACCCACCCCACCUCCACCGCUGAGUCCAUGGAGGGCAUCAUGGCCAACUUUGAGAACGUCGAUGCCGGCUCUGGCUCUUCGCGUCCCAAGGUCGUUUCCGAGGAUGGCAAGGUCGAUGUUGAGGCUGCCAAGUCCUUGACCUUCGAGCCCGAGGUCUUCGAGUACAAGGAGCGCGAUGUUAUCUUGUACAACUUGGGUAUCGGUGCCACACGCAAGGACCUUGACCUCGUUUACGAGAACAACGAGGCCUUCGGCCCCGUCCCCACCUUCGGUGUCAUCCCCUCUUUCACUGCCAUGAACGCUGUUCCCUUUGGCGAGAUCCUCCCCUCGUUCAACCCCAUGAUGCUUCUCCACGGUGAGCAGUACCUCGAGAUCAUCAAGCCCUUCCCCACCAGCGGCAAGUUGACCUCGACUCCUUAUGUUGUUGACAUUCUGGACAAGGGCAAGGGAUGCGUCGCCACCAUCGGAGUCAAAACCACCGAUGAGAACGGUGAGGACAUCUGCGUCAACGAGUUCACCAUGUUCAUCCGUGGCGCUGGAAACUUUGGCGGCAGGAAGGAGGGCGCUGACCGUGGUGCUGCCACUGCCUCCAACCAGGCUCCUAGCCGCAAGCCCGACCACGUUGUCCAGGAAAAGACUCACGAGGACCAGGCUGCGCUGUACCGUCUCUCCGGUGACUGGAACCCUCUCCACAUCGACCCCGACAUGGCUGCCGUCGGAGGCUUCGAAGUCCCAAUUCUCCACGGUCUCUGCUCGUUCGGUAUUGCGGGUAAGCACAUCUUCAAGACCUACUGCAACAACGACCCAGCCUCGUUCAAGAACAUCAAGGUCCGCUUCGCCAAGACUGUCAACCCCGGCGAGACCCUCGAGACCUCGAUGUGGCGCGAGGGCAACAAGGUCCUUUUCCAGGUUCGUGCGGUUGAGCGCAAUGUCAUCAUCAUCUCCAACGCUGCCGUUGAGCUCCAGGGCGAGGCCUUGAAGGCUGCUCCCUCUGCCCCCGUUACCACCACUGCCCCCGCUGCUGCUGGUGCCUCGGGUGACUUUAAGUCGGCUGCUGCUUUCGAGCAGAUCAAGACUGGUAUUGAGGCCAUGUCAUCGGCCGAGCGCCAGGCUCAGGUCAAGAAGGUCAAGGCCAUCUUCCAGUUCGAUCUCACCAACGAGGCCGGCAAGACUGCUACUUACCAUGUCGACCUCAAGAACGGCGAGGGCAGUGUUGGCGCUGGUGCCCCCAAGAACAAGGCCGAUGUUGUGAUCACAACCAAGGACGAAGUCUUUGUCGAUCUCGCCUCUGGCAAGGCCAACGCCCAGAAGCUGUUCAUGUCUGGACAGAUCAAGGUCAAGGGCCAGGUCAUGCUCGCCACCAAGUUGGGUGAUAUCCUCAAGGCCAACAAGUCCAAGUUGUAAAGAAAAAAAAAUGCAACUUGUAGUCUCCUUGUUUUUAAUUAUUAUUUUUCCCCCCCUCCUAUCGAGGUUCAACGUUCCUCCCUUUUGUGUUUUUGUACUCUAGCAUGCAAACGCGACCUCCUAAAAUAAAACAAAAAUGUAUAUAAUU